GAGGGGAUGUGCCAGGCUGGUUUGAGGUGAAAUCGAAAUGCUCAGUGUACAGACUUCAGGGAGGAAAUGAGAGACAGAAAGAAGAAAAGGAGUGCUGUAGCUGCACACUUCCAGGGUGUCACUGCUUUACAGUUUCGAGCUUUGAAGUUCUGUCAUCCUUGUCAAGAUCUGGAAGUGCGGGUCAGGAUAUGGCAGUGGCCACAAAUCAAUAGUGGGUUGAAGAGAUGAUUUUGACCGGAGGCUUGAAAUCUCUCCUUCCCCACGUGCUAAGAAGAGUAAUUCGAUGCAACAGACUCAGUAUGAGUAAUACUUCUGGAAUGGCAGAGGGCUACAAACAGGCCAAUGUGGUGAUUUUGCACAAGUCCCUGGCCGAUGACUUUGAGAAGUUUUGCCAGGCGAACGCCGGCCCCCUGCCCCUGCUGUACAGAAGCAAACCAGGUGAUUGGAAAUGUCCUUCUCUGAGUGGUGAUUCUGACAUCAGAACUGACUGCCUGCAGUACAGAAUGUAUGAGCACGGAGCUUGCACUGGGACUCUGAAAAGCCUAAAGGAGUAUUCUGAGCAACUUAAGGACAUGGUGACUUUUUAUUUGGGCUGCAGUUUCUCUUUUGAAAAAGCCGUCCAAAAUGCUGGCAUUCCUGUAAGAAACGUUGAGCAAAAAUGUAAUGUGAGCAUGUAUAAGACAGCUGUGCCUUGCUACAGCAUUUCGACUUUUUCCUGCAACUUAGUAGUCACAAUGAGACCUAUUCCUGAGAGCAAGUUGGAAGCAGCUGUGGUAGCAACAUCUGGAUUAAAAGAAGCUCAUGGAGCACCAAUUCACGUGGGGGACCCUGGCCUGCUGGGAAUACAAGAUCUUUCCAAACCAGAUUAUGGAGACCCAGUUCAACUUCACCCUGGUGAUAUUCCAGUGUUUUGGGCCUGUGGAGUAACAGGAGUAGAAGCAGUCAUCAGCUGCAGAGCUCCAUUAGCUUUUACUCAUUCUCCUGGCUGCAUGUUCAUUACCGACCUAAAGAAUGACAGUGUCACAACCAGGUCCUCAAGAGAAGUCCCACAAGUCCACCGCAUUUCUCAGGAUCCUCUGCAUUACAGCAUCGUGUCAGCAGAAGCAGCCCAAAAGAUAAGGAAUCUAGAGACCCUAAUUGGAAUAGAUCCAGGAGACCGGGGUAUAAUUCAUCUGCUGGGCCGCGAGGAGCUGCUGAAGGCUUGUCUCUCCAUCUCCCACGCCCGCUCCGUGCUGGUGACCACUGGAUUCCCAACCCACUUCACCUACGAGCCGCCAGAGGAAAAUGACGGGCCCCCAGGAGCCCUGGCUAUUGCAGCUGUAUUGCAGGCCUUGGAGAAAGAGGUUGCCAUAGUAACAGAUCAGAGAGCCAUGAAUCUGAAUAAAAAGAUUAUUGAAGAGGCUGUUCAACUAGGAAUCCUGAAGAGACCUGUCCCUCUGUUGAGUUAUCAAAGGGAAAGUGCUGAUUCAGCUCUAAUGUUUUUGUGUGAGAACGGGAAUCCUGGAAAACCUAGAUUUGAUCACCUGAUAGCGAUAGAGCGCGCUGGGAUGGCUGCUGAUGGCAAUUACUACAAUGCCAGGAAAGUUAACAUUAAACACUUGGUGGAUCCCAUAGAUGAACUGUUUUUAGCUGCACAAACCAUUCCAGGAAUUGCAACAACAGGUGUUGGAGAUGGAGGAAAUGAAUUAGGAAUGGGCAAAGUAAAAGAUGCUGUGAAGAAGCACAUAAAAAAUGGAGAUGUUAUAGCUUGUGAUGUUGAAGCUGAUUUCACUAUUGUAGCUGGGGUCUCUAACUGGGGAGGCUACGCCAUCGCUUGCGCCCUCUAUAUCCUCAGCACUUGUGAGAUCCACGAGCGCUACCUGAGGAAAGCUGUUGGGUUUCCACCGUUAUCCAAGCAGAGGUGCUGGCUGUCAGCACUUCCAUCAGUCACCAAGGAAGAGAAGCUUCUGAAAGCACUCGUGCAGCUCGGGGUCCGCAGUGGGAAAACUGCCAGCCUGGAAAUGGAGGUGGACGGGCUGCCCUUCUACGACACCCAUUCGCUUAUGAUUGAAAAGCUGCUGAAAGAAGUGCAGCAGGGACUGUCCUAAUGAUUCCUGUAUCCAGAACUGCUCCCGUGCCCUUUCCGUGCUCCCCAGCCUCUCACAAGGCACAGACAGUCAGAAAAAGGUGACUUCUCUUGGCUGCACACAACCUUUCCUGGUUACCUUCACAACAUCUCUGAGAAGCAAGAAGGGGAUCUUAUGAGGAUGAUUCGGUCUGCCUUUCUGUUCUGUAAUUUUAUAAUGGAUACCGGGCAUUAAAUGAUACUAUAUGCCAAGAGGUGAUCUGUCUUUUAUAAAAGAAACCUUGUCAUUAAAAUGAAAUGCAGUUGCGCUGCUGUUCCUGUUUUACUACCCUCCUAACUGCAAGGGGAAGUCACUCUUGCAGCAGCUUGGAUUUAAAAAUACUUUGUGGUGGGGAAAACAGCUGCAGUGGAGACGGGAGGUUGGAAACACAAAAAAAGAAAGCCUCCAGGAAGCACCACAGCAGUGAAAGUUGUUAAAUACAGCCCCCCUCCCCGCACACCUCCUGCAGGCCAUGGUGCAUAGUGCCUGGAAGGGUGAGGGGUAAGGGGAGGGCUUUAACUCAGCUCAUGAAAAUAGGGGAAGCUUCUGCAGAGCUUCUGCGUCAAGGACAGGCUGUACCCUUUGCCUCCUUCCUAUUAGUAGUUUGCCAUUUGUAUAUUUUGUCCCUUUCUGGGUAAUACAGAAAAGCUGUACACAUUUCAGGGUGUCCUGUUG
Calidris pugnax (ruff) is the source of this 2780-nucleotide messenger RNA. It is a transcript of the gene DGLUCY, whose product is annotated as chromosome unknown open reading frame, human C14orf159. Gene Ontology annotation, molecular function: D-glutamate cyclase activity. The coding region runs from base 225 to 2087 and encodes 620 amino acids. NCBI's taxonomy places the organism in Eukaryota, Metazoa, Chordata, Aves, Charadriiformes, Scolopacidae. The record is from RefSeq and is a predicted model, not a curated record. Gene Ontology annotation, biological process: glutamate metabolic process. The transcript is spliced from 14 exons.